Molecule: messenger RNA, 2230 nt
Organism: Stegastes partitus (bicolor damselfish)
Lineage: Eukaryota; Metazoa; Chordata; Actinopteri; Pomacentridae
Gene: asb10
Product: ankyrin repeat and SOCS box containing 10
Exons: 5
Coding region: 330-1727 (465 amino acids)
Biological process (GO): intracellular signal transduction
Cellular component (GO): cytoplasm
Molecular function (GO): protein binding
Source: RefSeq, a predicted model, not a curated record
AAGCAGCAUGUGCUGAGCAUGAGUUUAUUCAAUCCAUUUGACACUAGCAGCCUAAAAGACAGACUUGGUGGCUGUACCUUUCGCUGGAGGCUUCAGUGGCUGCAUGUGAGACAUAAAAAUAGCAUUACUUGUCACACUGCAGGGAGGGUCUCCUGCCGAAUAUCAAAACAACUCAGUGAACCAAGCCUGCGAGCAGCCGGCAGGCACCGAGUGGACAUCAGCCAGACAGAGUGAAACAACAACAGAAACAGAGAGACGGGCCUCUCUCUCUCUCAGUAACACACAUCUUACACAAGCCUUUUUCUCCUCGACAGGCAGAACCGUUCAGCAUGUCGCGAGGCAGCUUUGUCUUCACACCCAUGGCCUUACGGUCUCUUGAACUUGACAAGGACAUGCUGGAAAGAGACAAGUACAAGAGGCAACUUGCUUCCCAUCACCUCAGCAGCUACAUGCUGAAGAAGGAGGCCGUGGACAGAGCGCCGCUGAGGUCCGGCUCUGCUCGGCCGCCGACUGUCUGCCAAGACGUGGUCAUCCAGAACGCUCUGUAUACAGGAGACCUGGAGGCUAUGCAGCACCUUUUUCCUCGAGGAUCCACAGCAAACCUCAUCAUUGAGCCACAGGGAGGGGAGAUGCGCUGGGUCGCCGGAGGGGAAGGACUGUGGUCGCUGACCUACGAGCAGGAGCUGACGACACCCCUUCACAUCACAGCCGGUCGAGGCUUCGCGGACUGCCUGGGACUCCUGCUGCAACGCGGGGCGAAUGUGGACCUCGCACCUGGCGGCAUUACAGCCCUGCACGAGUCCUGCGAGAACUGCCAGCCAGAGUGCACCAAGCUGCUGCUGAUCCACGGCGCCAACGCCAACGCCGUCUCAGAGGACGGCCUCAUGCCUCUGCAUGUUUGCACCAGCCCUGAAUCCCUUGAAUGUGCCAAAUAUCUGCUUCAGUACGGUGCAGCAAUCAGCGGCCGCAGUCUAGAGGAAGACGACACUCCUUUACACGUGGCGGCCAGGAACGGCCUCCCAGACCACGUGGAGCUCUACCUGCGCUACGGAGCCGCCGUGGACAAGCAGAACGACGAGGGUCUCACGGCCCUCAACGCCGCUUGUGCGCAGCCUCAGGAGUCUCAGGACCUGCAGCGUUACUUCCAGGUGUGCCAGAUGCUGCUGGGGGCCGGGGCUGACGUCCACACUCUGGACCAGGACAAACACUCUCCUUUGCACAUGGCCUGCAAGAACGCAAAUCCAGAUAUAGUGGACCUGCUGCUGGCUCACGGCGCCUACGUUAACGACAUGGACUACGGCGGCGAGGCUCCCAUGCACAACAUCCUGAAGGUGGUGUGCUACAAGGUUUCCCAUCAUCCCGAGAGGAUCGUCCGAGCGCUGCUCAACUACGGCUCCAUCCGGGUGUGGCCCGGGGCUCUCCCCAUGGUUAUAAAGCACUGCUGCGAGUCUCCGCGCACCAUCGAGGUUCUCCUCAACGCCUACAGUCACCUGAAAGUCACAGACACCUGGGCUGAGUCGGUGCCUGAAGAGGCGUUUAAGCAGCACAAAGAGUUCUUCCAGUCGAUCCUCUCCUUGGCGCUGACUCCUCGCUCCCUGCAGCACUUGGCACGCUGCCGACUCAGGAGCUUCCUGAGCGACCGAGUGCACGAGGUGGUCCCGAAGCUGGACCUGCCCACCUUCAUCAAGAACUACCUGCUGCUGGAGUACAGAGGAUACGUCCACUGACAGCUCUUUGUGUAGUCGUAGGUAGGUAGAGGUCCUGAUUGUGACCAGAGAGCUGCACACAAUCUGAUCAUCAUUAGUAAUAUAAGGUUUAAUAUUUAGGACAUGCUCUGCAUCACAUGAGCUUGUCAGGAGCACUUGUUAUUUAUACUCUGCAUCAAUGUUCCAGCACAGUGUUUGAUUUUGCACCACAAGAGGGCGCUAUAGACCAGAGCUGAUGGAGUGAAUGGAAGAGAUGCAACUGUAUGUUUUGUAUUUUUUAAUUUUUGAUCUUUUUUUUUUUUACUUCUGAUUUUAACGAGGCUAACUUGCUUGUAAUUUUGUACAUAUUAAUUGUCACACCUCGAUGCCAGUAAGCUCAGUUAUUUUUGCUGUUGUUGCCUUCAUUGAGGACUGGAAGCAAAUAUUUGCAUUUAGUGUUUCCCACCGAUAACAUUUGAGGAUUUAUAUGAACAUUAGGUUUGAUAAAAAUCUAAUAAAACGUCCCACCAUGGCCAUGAAACCUG